AUGGCUAAGAUAAUGCUUGGAUCUCACACGAUAAAGAGCCAUGGAUGCAAAGUGGCUCGAGAACAUCUAAGUGACUGGAUCAUCCUCGUCCUCCUCGGUAUCGUCAUCAUUGUCCUCAACAUUAUGGAGCCUUUUCAUCGCUACAUUGGGCCAGACAUGUUGACCGAUCUAACUUUCCCAUUGUUUCAAGACACCAUCCCUAUUUGGGCUGUCCCGAUUAUUUGUAUAUUGGUUCCUAUAUGCAUCUUCACAGUGUACUAUUACUUUCGAAAAGAUGUUUAUGAUCUUCAUCACGCCAUUCUCGGUAUCGGAUUCUCAUGUCUUGUAACUGGAGUCACCACUGAUUCCAUAAAAAACGCGGUCGGUAGACCAAGACCUAACUUCUUCCACAGAUGUUUUCCCGAUGGUAAACCGAAAUUCGAUUCGGUUACUAAGGAUGUAGUGUGCCAUGGGAUUAAAAAGAUCAUCAAAGAAGGUUACAAGAGUUUUCCUAGCGGUCACACUUCGUGGUCUUUCGCCGGUUUAACUUUCCUUGCAUGGUACUUGUCGGGAAAAAUCAAAGUUUUUGACAGAAGGGGACAUGUGGCAAAACUAUGCCUCGUGUUCUUACCGAUACUAGUCGCAAUUCUCAUCGGAAUAUCACGCGUCGACGACUAUUGGCACCACUGGACCGACGUCUUCGCCGGUGCGAUCAUCGGAAUAUUUUUCGCUUCAUUAUCUUACCUCCACUUUUUUCCUUAUCCAUAUGACGACAAUGGAUGGGCACCACAUGCGUAUUUUAGAAUGUUGGCUGAGAGGAGUGGUUGUGACACAACGAUGACUCAGAGCGGUUCUCGAGACAUGUUGGACAACGACGUCGAGCUUGGCUCUACCUCCAAACCACACCAUCGUAAUCGAGGAAGCACUGAUUCUGAAUAA
Molecule: messenger RNA, 918 nt
Organism: Eruca vesicaria subsp. sativa (arugula)
Lineage: Eukaryota; Viridiplantae; Streptophyta; Magnoliopsida; Brassicales; Brassicaceae
Source: the annotation of a GenBank genome assembly